AUGACGAUUGUGAUUCUCUCUCGUGGAAAGUGUGGCAUCACCAAAGGUAUAUCCACCUACCUCAUUUCCAUGGCAACAGCAGAUCUUCUCGUCAUUGUAUUCAGUGUAAUACUCACAACACUUGGUUUCAAAUAUUUCCCAGUUUCCUUCCUGUUUUACACAACGGUGUGCAGUUUUAACAUCAUCAUGGGCUAUGCUGCUAUUGACUGCUCUGUCUGGUUGACCAUCGCUUUCACCAUUGAUCGCUUUGUGGCCAUUUGUUGCCACAAUCUGAAAGCCAGGUAUUGCUCUGCCAGAACAGCAGCCUCAGUGGUAACCAUUGUCUGGUCAGUGAGCAUUUUGAGAAACAUUCCAUUUUACUACAAAUACCAAUCUUUGGGCACAUGGGGUGGUGUGCCCUGGGGCUGUGGCAUCAGACCGGAGUUCUUCAUCUUGCCAGGAUGGCUGGUGUUUUUCUGGAUCCACCAUCUGCUGAACCCAUUAAUCCCCUACCUCCUGAUCCUGCUGUUCAAUGCUCUGACUGUCAGGCACAUUGUCUUGGCAAAUCGGGCACGCAAGGGUCUCCGCGCUCCCAGUAACAGGGACCAGAGAGGAGAUGCAGAGAUGGUCAACAGGCGGAAAUCCAUCAUCCUGCUGUUUGUUGUCUCAGGCAGUUUUAUAUUAUUGUGGAUGACCAAGGUCAGUGUUUUCUUACUGAUGGAGAUUACUAACGCCCAUUUGUUUCGAAGUUAUGACCAUCCUGUUAUGAUUGCUGACAUAUCUGGGACUAUGCUCUUCUACCUGAGCUCCUGUACAAACACUGCCCUUUAUGCCCUGACCCAGAGUAAAUUCAGAGAGGAGCUGCAGAGGGCUCUGAAAUAUCCCUUCACUCUCACCAGUGAAUGUAUCCCUACAUCAAAAUAA
Messenger RNA from Chiloscyllium plagiosum (whitespotted bambooshark), 903 nucleotides. RefSeq names its product putative G protein-coupled receptor 139. Gene Ontology annotation, cellular component: plasma membrane. Gene Ontology annotation, biological process: G protein-coupled receptor signaling pathway. The record is from RefSeq and is a predicted model, not a curated record. Gene Ontology annotation, molecular function: G protein-coupled receptor activity. Lineage: Eukaryota; Metazoa; Chordata; Chondrichthyes; Orectolobiformes; Hemiscylliidae.